UCUUUGUCAAGUGUCCAGAAAACCAAAAUGACGCUCAAGAUCUUACUCCUCUGUUUGGUAACGAUCAGCUGGGUGGCUUGCCACGGACCAGGUGGACAUGGUGGCCACGGCGGUGGCGGAGGCUUCCACGGCGGUGGCUAUCACGGAGGACACGGCAGAAGACCAUGGGGUCACGGACACUGGGGUGAUCGCAGGGAUCCAGGAUGGCGACCGGACGGACAUCACGGUCACCAUGACCAUCGCGAGCCGAAGCCUGACGAGCCUCGACCGGAUCCCAAGAGUCCCGAUCCAUCACGUCCGCAGGUCAACUUUAUCGUGCACGAGCCGCAAGGGCUUGAGGUUUGGAUCGUUCAACAGCCGGAGAUAACGUCGUUUGGGAUCGAGCUGUACGUGAAUAAGGAUUCGAGGGAGACGGGCGCGUAUUGCGACCUUUGUGCCAAUACCACGGAGGUUACGUACGGGAAGUUGUUCAUCGAUAAUCAGGACGUGCUGGUCAAGAAGGGGGACACCUUGAGCUACUAUGCUUGGAUUGGUCGGGGUGGUCAAUUUACGCGUUCGGGCUUGCAAACUUUGGUGGUUACAGAAUCGAUCGUCACCCAGUGCGAUUGUGGCACAUCCAACAUCGAGGACAUCGAUAUUCGAAUCAACGACGAUUCGGACAAGCGCACUGGGCGCGAGGCGAUCUUCACGCGUAAGGCCGGCCAAUCUCCACGAGUUGGUUUUACGACCACUGAAGCCACCGAUCCGGACAAGAUUCGCAAGGAAUACCGCGAGGACAUGAUCAGCGAGUGCGACAUCGAUCCGGAGCAGUGUCAAACUUCAAAGGCGGAGGCCAAAACGGAUCGCGCGAUCCAGGAUCCUCACCGGGAGAUCGUGAUCUUGGAGGACAUUGUCGAGCAUAUGAAGGGAGGGAUCUGCUCGCCGAAGGUCUCCAAUCAGCUGGUUCUACUGCGACAGGCUCCGUUUGCCGCGAAUGGGGACGGAGAUCUGAUGAACUUUGUGCGAUCGUACGUCGGGAUCAGCGCUGAGCUGCAGAGUCUGGGUGAGGGGAUUGUUCGGGUGAUUCCGGCCAAUCCCGGAGUUGGACAGGGCGUUGUGUUUGAGAUGGGCAGCUACGCGGACAAGCAGCGGAUUUUGUACCAUGUUAGAGAUAACGAGUUGAAGCAUAUUGUCGACUACGAUCUGACGGAGAAUAGCUAUUGAAGAUUGUAAUUGUUUA
Culex quinquefasciatus (southern house mosquito) is the source of this 1219-nucleotide messenger RNA. RefSeq lists its product as uncharacterized. Lineage: Eukaryota; Metazoa; Arthropoda; Insecta; Diptera; Culicidae. The record is from RefSeq and is a predicted model, not a curated record. Bases 28 to 1203 code for a protein of 391 amino acids. The transcript has 2 exons. Gene Ontology annotation, molecular function: carbohydrate binding.